AUGAACUACCCCCCAGGCACGCCCGCACAUGCCAUACUGCCCGUCAAUGUCCAGUCCACGUCGAAGCAGCCCGUAGCUGACAAGGCUCUGCACGAAGCCACCUGCAAGAACAAUGGCAGUACACAACAGCCCAGAGAAACAACCGCCGGGCAGGACAUUCAGAAGAAUCAUAAGAGACCCUACACCGCCCGGGCCUCGUUCCUCUUGCCUCGCCGAUCCUCAACCACCAGCAAAGACAAGCAGAGGAGCCGCCGUCCUGACAUGGACUUACACCACGAUCCUUCAUCAGCUGGCAUGACGGGGCAGUCGUCUGCUUCGUCCAACAGACACCACCACCCGCCCACCGUCUCGGCAGCGGGCUACUCCUCAAGUCCGUUUGCCGCAUGGCGACGAGGCUCGACGUCUGUUUCCCCCGGCACCGAGUCGGCCCCAUUGACGGCCGCCGACGCCGUCGUUGGUCUCCUUGCCGCAUCGUGCCAGGCGCAGUGUGACUUGGACGAGUUGAACACGUCACCGAUGGGGGGGACCGCGCCGCUGACGAGGCUCCUCGCCAAGGUCAAGUCGUUCAAGACGACGGCCCAGCUAUUGCACAAGUUCCUGCGGCGCGUCGAAGCCGGCACCCUGGCGCACCGAGAUCGCCCAGCCCUGGUGGAUCUGGACGUGCUCGUCACUGUGCUGACCGCUUCCAUUCUGACCGUUUCCGAGUUGGAGAGCCGGCUGGAUGCUUUGCUGGUCCAGGCCAACGAGCUGGGCCUCGGCAUUGACGAGGUAGUGCCGCACUGCUCGAAGAGCCUGGCCAAGGAUGCCAACAGGAUUGCAAUGGUGGACUUUAUACUCACCCAGCUUCUGAAUCUUCUACAGGUGAGCAGUCACCAAGACGCAGCGCGCCACCAGGCCCAAGCCGCCCUCGCCGUCAUGGACAUGCUCCAAGCAGACGCCAACCUCGCCAGCCGCAUGCGACAACUACAAGAUACAGCCAAUGGCCUCCAGCUCGUCUCCCAAGAGCGUCGUGCCCAAACUGCUUCUCGGUCCCCGCCAAGCUACAGUCUUCCUGCAUCAAGGGGCAACGACGAGCUGCCCAGCUACGACCAGGCUCUCGAUGACGACUCCGUCACCAUUCAGCCCCGAGACUGGUCCGUCUACUCGGGCUUGAACCUCGGCGACAUAUCUACCUUGUCCAGAAUCAGUCUACCUCUGAUCCUGGGUGAAAUCAAAGACGCUUACUACUACACGCAACAGUAUGCGCAGUCCGUGAGAGAAGGACUCAUCGCGUUGGAACAAGGACGAAGCCCCCAUAAGUCCAAGAGCUUGGCUCGGGUGCUGGGUAUCCGAGAAGGGAGCAGCAGGGAACACAAUAGCCGCCCGUCAGAUCAUGGUGGCCUGACGCACAGAUUGGCGCUCAUGGUAGCGAGGGGAAAUUUAUUGGCUCCAUCACACUAG
Messenger RNA from Metarhizium album ARSEF 1941, 1440 nucleotides. RefSeq lists its product as uncharacterized. NCBI's taxonomy places the organism in Eukaryota, Fungi, Ascomycota, Sordariomycetes, Hypocreales, Clavicipitaceae. Bases 1 to 1440 code for a protein of 479 amino acids. The record is from RefSeq and is a predicted model, not a curated record. The transcript is spliced from 2 exons.